This is a messenger RNA of Caenorhabditis remanei, 1257 nucleotides long. RefSeq lists its product as uncharacterized. NCBI's taxonomy places the organism in Eukaryota, Metazoa, Nematoda, Chromadorea, Rhabditida, Rhabditidae. Bases 1 to 1257 code for a protein of 418 amino acids. The record is from RefSeq and is a predicted model, not a curated record. The transcript is spliced from 5 exons.
AUGUCGCUCUAUGAAGAGUCUGAUGGUAUUCUGGAGACCCAUGUGACGUGGAAAGAUGUGGAAUCGGAUUUACAGAAGAAACUUGGAACGAAAGCGACGUUUGGAGGGAAUAAAACGGCGGUCAAUAUAAGUGAUAUGAAGGGGUUCAUGUCUCGAAUCGCUUUGGUUGAACCUGACUGGCAGAAUGUGGAGGAGGGAAAAGAACUGCCACAGAAGUUUGCGCUUAAGAUCUCAUCCCAACUGGCUCUUAUCCCAUUUUCAAAAAUGAUGAAUUACGAAGGGGGUGAAGGAUUUGGUGCAGAGAAACUGGCAAAGUUGGCGAAUUUGACAAGAGAGUGUCAUAAUCGGGAAGUGGAGAUUUAUGAGCAACUGAUCAAAUUCAACUGUCCGGAUAUUCCAUAUACUAAGGUCUACUCAUUGAAACCGUUUGACAACAGCGAUGAUCUGAAGGCAUACAUGAUUCUUGAAUUCAUUCCGAACAUCCACAGUUUUGAAAUGUUCCAACCUAUUCCCAUAGACGACCUUCAUCCACUAGUCCGUGGAAUCGCCACCUUCUCAGCUCUUGCUCAAUCUCUUUCUCCCGAAGAGACAAAGUUGGCAAUAGACAGAGAUUAUGUGGAAAUAAUGUUCAAGGAUUUCUUCAAUGAAACUGAGCAAGCCAAGAAAUUUGAAACUAUUCGAAAACUGUUUGAGGAAGACCACCCAGAGAAUGCUGAGAAGUUAAUUGAAGCCUUCAAACAUUAUAUUAAACUCAUACCAAGAUACACCAAGAUUUCUGAGAUCCUUGGGUUCAAAUUAGUUCUAAACCAUGGUGAUCUAUGGCAGUCUAAUAUGAUCUACAGUAAGAAUAAAGAUGGAAAAUUGGAGUUGAAGGCUAUGAUUGAUUGGCAAGUAGCUUCCAUAAUGCCACCUGGAUUGGAUCUUUCUAGACUGCUGGUGGGAUGUUUGUCGGCGAAAGACCGCCGGGAGAGAGGUCAAGAACUCUUGAAAUGCUAUCAUGAGACUUUCACAAGGGUGCUUGGAAAGAAAUUAUUCUCUAUCCGUGAGCUGCAAGACAGCUACAACUUGUACACUCCAAUGAUGGGUCUGAUGUUGGUUCCAGAUAUUUAUAUGUUUAUUGACAGCGCAAAGCUUUCGGAGGAGGAGAAAGUGGAGGCUCGUAAAGAAGCUAGACCAAAUAUAGUGGCAAUAAUGGAGGAUGUGAUUGAGAUUCAUGAGAAUAACUUGGUUAAUUAUCCGGAGUUUAUGAGGAUUUGA